AUGGGUGUUCAAGCUACCGACAAAUUUGCUACCAAGGCUAUCCAUGCCGGCUCUCACGUCGAUGUCCAUGGUUCCGUCAUUGAACCAAUCUCUCUAUCUACCACUUUCAAGCAAUCUGCUCCUGCUGAACCAAUCGGCGAGUACGAAUACUCCAGAUCUCAAAACCCAAACAGAAAGAACUUGGAGGAUGCCAUUGCCGCUUUAGAGAACGGUAAGUACGGUUUAGCUUUCUCUUCUGGUUCCGCCACCACUGCUAUCAUCUUACAAUCUUUACCACAAAACUCUCACGCCAUCUCCAUCGGCGAUGUUUACGGUGGUACUCACAGAUACUUUUCCAAAGUUGCCAACACUCACGGUGUUGACACAGACUUCACCAACGAUUUGGUCGCUGAUCUACCAAAAUUAGUUAAGGAAAACACAAGAUUGGUUUGGAUUGAAUCUCCAACUAACCCAACUUUGAAGGUCACUGACAUCGAAUUGGUUGCCAAGACCAUCAAAUCAUUAAACAAGGACAUCUUAUUAGUUGUCGACAACACUUUCUUAUCCCCAUACCUAUCUAACCCAUUGAACUUCGGUGCCGACAUCGUCGUUCAUUCUGCCACUAAGUACAUCAAUGGUCACUCUGAUGUCGUUUUAGGUGUCUUAGCUACUAACAGCAGAGACAUUUACGAAAGAUUACAAUUCUUACAAAACGCUGUCGGUGCUAUCCCAUCUCCAUUCGACGCUUGGUUAACUCACAGAGGUUUAAAGACUUUACACUUACGUGUCAGACAAGCCGCUUUAAAUGCCACUAAGAUUGCUGAAUUCUUAGCUCAAAGUGACAACGUCGUUGCUGUUAACUACCCAGGUCUACCCACCAACCCAGACUAUGCCAUUGUCAAGAAGCAACAUAGAGAUGCUUUAGGUGGUGGUAUGAUCUCUUUCAGAGUUAAGGGUGGUGCAGAAGCUGCUUCUAAGUUUGCUUCUUCUACUAGAUUAUUCACUUUAGCUGAAUCUUUAGGUGGUAUUGAAUCAUUAUUAGAAGUCCCAGCUGUCAUGACUCAUGGUGGUAUUCCAAAGGAACAAAGAGAAGCUUCCGGUGUUUUCGAUGACUUAGUUAGAUUAUCUGUUGGUAUCGAAGACGGUGAUGACUUAUUAGAAGACGUCAAGGCUGCUCUACAAAAAGCCUCUAACUAA
This is a messenger RNA of Tetrapisispora phaffii CBS 4417, 1176 nucleotides long. It is a transcript of the gene CYS3, whose product is annotated as cystathionine gamma-lyase CYS3. The record is from RefSeq and is a predicted model, not a curated record. Gene Ontology annotation, molecular function: cystathionine gamma-lyase activity; pyridoxal phosphate binding. Gene Ontology annotation, biological process: transsulfuration. The coding region runs from base 1 to 1176 and encodes 391 amino acids. Gene Ontology annotation, cellular component: cytoplasm. The transcript has a single exon. Lineage: Eukaryota; Fungi; Ascomycota; Saccharomycetes; Saccharomycetales; Saccharomycetaceae.